Eucalyptus grandis is the source of this 3936-nucleotide messenger RNA. Its product is annotated as topless-related protein 4. Gene Ontology annotation, molecular function: protein binding. The record is from RefSeq and is a predicted model, not a curated record. Lineage: Eukaryota; Viridiplantae; Streptophyta; Magnoliopsida; Myrtales; Myrtaceae. Gene Ontology annotation, biological process: regulation of DNA-templated transcription.
CAUCAUUGACCGAGUUGAAUUUGAAAUCUACGGCCAUUGAAGAAUUACCUGAAUCCAUUGGUUCUUUGAAGGAGCUCAAGACUUUAGAUGCCUCUUAUUGUAAAUCAUUAGCCCGCAUACCCAACUCAAUAGGCAAUUCAACAUCUCUGUCUUGCCUUGACUUAACAGAAUGCCAUAAACUUGGUCAACUUCCAGACUCUAUAGGCUCCCUCGUGUCUCUACAGCGGUUGUUAUUGUCGGGAUGCCACUCGUUGAGACAAAUCCCAGACUCGAUCGAAAAGUUGACAUCAUUGACUAAGUUGAAUUUGAAAUCUACGGCCAUUGAAGAAUUACCUGAAUCCAUUGGUUCUUUGAAGGAGCUCAAGACUUUAGAUACCUCUUAUUGUAAAUCAUUAGCCCGCAUACCCAAGUCAAUAGGCAAUUUAACAUCUCUGUCUUGCCUUGACUUAACAAAAUGCCAUAAACUUGCUCAACUUCCAGACUCUAUAGGCUCCCUCGUGUCUCUACCGCGGUUGUUAUUGUUAGGAUGCCACUCGUUGAGACAAAUCCCAGAGUCGAUCGAAAAGUUGACAUCAUUAACUGAGCUGCAUUUGAAAUCUACGGCCAUUGAAGAAUUACCUGAAUCUAUUGGUUCUUUGAAGAAGCUCAAGACUCUAGAUGCCUCUUAUUGCGCAUCGCUAGCCCGCAUACCUAACUCAAUAGGCAAUUCAAGAUCCCUGUCUCGCCUUGAUCUAACAGAAUGCCAUAAACUUGCUCAACUUCCAGACUCUAUAGGCUCCCUCAUGUCUCUACAGCGGUUGUUAUUGUCGGGAUGCCACUCGUUGAGACAAAUCCCAGACUCGAUCGGAAAGUUGACAUCAUUGACUGAGCUGCAUUUGAAAUCUACGGCCAUUGAAGAAUUACCUGAAAGCAUUGGGAAUAUGCAAAAGUUAUGGAUGUUGGACAUUAGUGGAACUCCUGUAAUAGAAUUGCUUGAUGACUUGGGAAUAUUGGCAAAACUUCAAGAGUUCAGAGCUUCAGGAUGGAAAAAUCCGGAAGAGUCACCUAGUAAUAAUGGCCAAUUGGUUUCACCAAACAAUCUUGGUUUAGACAAGCUUCAAAAACUAUCAGAAUUGCGCUCUCGCGUAAUAGCUCUAGUUCUCCUAAAGCAUCCCAAGACUCCUACAGCCGACAACUCAGCCAUGGACUACCAAACAACAGAUUUUGAACAUGUUUUGGAGAGAUCAAGACCCUUUGGAAUCUUUGAUGAAGUGAAUAAUUUGCCGGUAAACAUUCUGCCUGUCUCAUACAACUGCUCGAGCCUCGGUCAGAGUUCUUAUUCUUCAAAUGACUUGCCCAGAAAUGUAGUCAUUACCCUAAGUCAAGGUUCACUUGUUAAGAGUAUGGAUUUCCAUCAAGUGAAACAAAUUCUGCUACUUGUGGGAACAAAUACGGGCGAUGUCAUGGUAUGGGAAGUAGGCAAUGGUGUGAGGAAUGCUUUGAGAAAAUUCAAGAUUUGGGAUCUAGGAACAUGUUCAAUGGCGCUACAGGCUUCUUUGGCCAAUGACUAUAGAUCCGUUAACCGUGUGAUGUGGAGUCCUGAUGGAAUCCUUUUUGGUGUUGCUUAUUCCAAACACAUGGUGCACAUAUACUCAUAUCAUGGUGGUGAUGACAUGAGGAAUCACCUUGAGAUUGAGGCUCAUGUUGGAAGUGUUAAUGAUCUUGCCUUUUUAAAUCCAAGCAAACAAUUAUGCUUUGUUACUUGUGGAGAAGACAAGACGAUCAAGGUAUGGGAUGCAGUGACAGGGGCCAAGCUACUUGCUUUCGAGGGUCAUGAAUCACCUGUAUAUUCCAUUUGUCCACACAACAUAGAAAAUAUUCAGUACGUCUUCUCAACAGCGACCGAUGGGAAAAUUAAGGGUUGGCUUUAUGACAACAUGGUGUCAAGAGUUGACUGGGAUGCACCGGGUCACUCUUCUACCGUGAUGGCAUACAACGCUGAUGGAACAAGGUUAUUCUCGUGUGGGACCAAUAAAGAAGGAGAGUCGUACUUGGUUGAAUGGAAUGAAAGUGAAGGGGCUGUCAAGCGUACUUAUCAUGGACUCGGAAAGAGAUCUGGUGGGGUGGUGCAGUUUGAUACCACAAAAAAUAGAUUUUUGGCUGUUGGUGAUGAGUUCACGGUCAAAUUUUGGGAUAUGGACAAUAAUAAUAUUUUGAUAAGUGCUGAUGCUGAUGGUGGAUUGCCGGCUUCACCUUGUAUUAGAUUUAACAAGGAAGGAAAUCUAUUAGCUGUCUCAACAAGUGACAAUAGUAUCAAAAUUUUAGCAAAUGCUGAUGGGAUUAGGCUCUUAAGGAUAGUGGACAAUUGGCCUUUUGAUGCUUCUAGAAUCACUCCGGGACCUCUUAUGAAGGACAGUGAGAGCAUGGCCGAUGUGAAGCCUGGAAUUGCUGAUAACUCAGGAGACAAAUCACGAAAUUGGAAACCAAUAGAAAUCAAUGAACCAUCACAAUGCCGGUCCAUAAGGCUGCCUGAUAACUCUACAGCUAUGAGGGUCCCGAGAUUAAGCUAUACAAACUCGGGUUGUGCCAUUCUGGCGUUAUCAUCGAACGCUGUACACAAGCUCUGGAAAUGGGAAGAAAGUGAUCAAAACUUCACGGGCAGGGCCACAACUAGUGUAGUACCACAGUUAUGGCAACCGCCUGGUGGGAAUUUGAUGACCAGUGAUACAUGUGCAAAUGCUGAAGAUGCAGUUCCGUGCUUUGCACUGUCAAAGAACGAUUCUUUGCUAAUAUCGGCAUCAGGGGGGGAGAUCUCUUUGAUCAAAAUGGAGACUUUUCAGACGAUGGAAAAAUUUACGCCCCCGCCACCACCAACAACAUUUCUAGCGUUCGAUCCCCAAGACGAUGACUUUAUUGCAAUAGGAAUGAAGGACUCCUCUAUUCAAAUUUACGAUAUUGCAUUUGAUGUGUGUGAGGCAAAUCUAGAAGGACAUCAGAAAAGAAUUACAGGUCUUGCCUUCUCUAAUGUCUUAAAUGUCCUCGUGUCUUCUGGUGCUGACUCUCAGUUGUGUGUUUGGAACACUGGUGGAUGGACGAAGCAGACUAGUAAGUUUCUGCAGAUGCCGAAUGGGCGAGGAGCAGCGCCUCUUGCUGAUACUCGUGUUCAAUUUCAUGUGGAUCAAAUACAUCUGCUGGUUGUUCAUCAAACACAGAUCGCCACAUGUGAAGCUCCUAAACUAGAACGCCUCAAGCAGUGGGACACUCGAAGAGCUAGCGCUCCAAUCACAGAUGCUACAUAUUCAUGCAAUGGCCAAUCAAUAUAUGUGAGCUUUGAAGACGGGAGCAUUAGUGUUCUUUCUGCUUCUACACUCAUAUUGAUAUGUUGUAUUAAUCCUGCCGCUUAUAUCCUUCCAAAACCUAGCUUGAGAGUCUAUCCGCUAGUCAUCGCAGCCCAUCCAUCGGAACCUAACCAGUUUGCGCUAGGGCUUACUAAUGGCAGCGUCUAUGUGCUUGAGCCAUUGGAAUCUGAAGGCGGGUGGGGUAGUUCUCCUCCUGUUGAAAAUGGUGCUGGGCCUAGCACGACCUUUGGCGCAACCGAUUCAGAUCAACCCCAAAGGUAGUGCAGGCCAUGUCUUUCCUUGUGAAACUUUUGAACAUUACAAUGCUAAGUCGGCUUUCCUCCGCCGUACUUGAUUCAAGUUUUGAGGGGAUGCUGAUGAGGGUAGAUUUUACUGCGUUGGGGUACUUCCUUGGGACAUAGUUCAGUAUAGUUUGUCCUAAUCGACUUCUGCUCAAGUCUUGUGGUGAUAACUUGUUUUGUUAUAUUCAUUUAGGCUGACUGGAAGUGAAAAAAAGAAAAACAUGAGGUUAGAGUGUUGUUUUGAAUACAACAAAUUGGAGGUAGAGAGGAUACCUCACUUCCUACACAACUAGAAACCUAAGGACUUGAUUACACUA